Messenger RNA from Microdochium trichocladiopsis, 1009 nucleotides. RefSeq lists its product as uncharacterized. The transcript has a single exon. Bases 193 to 885 code for a protein of 230 amino acids. The record is from RefSeq and is a predicted model, not a curated record. Lineage: Eukaryota; Fungi; Ascomycota; Sordariomycetes; Xylariales; Microdochiaceae.
UUCCCACCUACAUUACCUGCUCCUGCUGGCUACUUAGUGUCUCUGUCCACUUGCACUUCCGGCUCGGCUCGAUUUGGACGGACCAAUUCCCGCGACAUCAUAAUCAGAGUGUCAGCAAUUUCACUUACCAAGGCGCUCUAAUCAACCAAGCAUUGGCCAGUCUUCUGUAUACAGGCCCCCUCCCCAGCAAAGAUGUCGACGACGACGCUGGGACUUUCGUGCCCGGCUGGAGGCAAGUUCUACAUCUGCGACAAGGCGGUGACACGCUUUAUCGGCUGUUGCGCAAUCGACCCAUGCGGAGAUGGCACUGGCGACUGCCCCAUCGAGCAUCUCAAGACAUCGAGCUUUUCCUCUGAUGCCUAUGCCAACAUCCCCGCACAAAGCUGUGCAGCCCCAUCCGGCAAUCAAACAUGGUUCACCUGCUCCCAAAUGCAGCCCCCGUUCAUGGGAUGCUGUGGCGGAACAAAUCCAUGCCAAUCCAACGGCUGUCCCCAGGGGGACCUCCUGCCCGCCAAGCUGAGCGACGUCGAGGCCGAUGCGCAAGUGUUCCUGGACAUCGCGCAUGGAUCAACAGGACAGCAAAGCUCCGGGCCGCCACUAGGAGCCAUCAUCGGUGCUGCCGUUGGAGGUGCAGUGCUCAUCGCUCUGAUAGUCGGGUUCAUCGCAUAUCGAUGCGGCUGGUUCGCUCGGCGGAGGCGGGAAGAGAAGAGCACGAAGAACACGGAGUAUGAGGCUACAAAGCUAUACGACGCGACCAGUGAUGGGGGAUUUGGGGGCCUGGCUGCCUGUAAGUUGCCCCUCCCCAUUUGCAUUAGGUAUUGGAUUCGAAGUUCUAACGCAGAUGUUAGUGCACUCCGGGACGUACCCUGGCAGCGACUGGCCUGAGCAUGAGCGACUUCGUAGCGAGAGCGGAUCUCCGGCACCUCAAUACUCGUCACAAAGCCCAGGCUUCGCCCCAUACUCGCCUGGAUCCUUCUACAACAAACGCUACUCCGAUGUUGCAGCGGAC